AUGAAAUACUUGGCACUAGUUUUUGUAGGAUUACUUUUCACGUUUUCCACCGGUAUAUCAGGAGAAGAGGAUUGUCCGCUUAAAAAAGCUGUUCAAGCAAGUAUCGAAGCAUGCAAAGAUAAACUUACAGAUGAUAGCUUAAAUCUCUUGAAGGAGGAUGAGGGUGCUGAUAACGAGGAAAUACGAUGUUUCAAAGCUUGUAUAUUGGAAGACAGUGGAAUAAUGGAAGAUGGUAAAAUACAGGUGGAGAAAGUUAAAUCAGCACUCAAUGAAGCUGUUGAAAAGGCCGAAGAAAACAAGGACAAGAUUGAAGAAAUGGCUAAAGCUAUAAUUGAAGCUACUGAAAAGUGUGCUGAAGAAGCUGGAAAAGCUGAAAAUGAUUGUGAAAAAGCACACCUGUUCGUCGCAUGUCUUAAGGGAUAUGAAAAUCAAGAAUAA
Messenger RNA from Cotesia congregata, 438 nucleotides. NCBI's taxonomy places the organism in Eukaryota, Metazoa, Arthropoda, Insecta, Hymenoptera, Braconidae. The record is from the annotation of a GenBank genome assembly.